ACCUCCCCUUACUUUUUUCUACCUGGCAACACUUCCAUCGGUGUUUUCGCUAUAGAGCAUUUUAUCUGAAAAAGAACAUUUUUUUUGCAAUGGAAGGUGCAGUUAAACUCAAUAAUUCUAAUAACGCCUCGCCAUUGCCUCAACGCCAGCAGAGGGGCAAUCUAGCUAAUAAGAAUCUCGGCAAGCAUACUGCCCCGAAGCAAAACGCCGCCGCCGAUGGUAAUCCUGUUGAAAAAAAACCACGAUUUGGUCCGCCGAACACCCAGAAUGGCGGAGGAGUUGGUGGUGGUGGUGGCGGUGGCGGUGGUGGCCGCGGCGGAUUCACAGGGAAUCGCAACCGUGGAGGCAACCAGAACCGGCAGAGUUUCCAGGGUGCAAAUAAUGCUAAUCAGAAGCAGACUAAUGAAUCGCCGAAGCCGGCUGCGGGCAAUGUACCCGCAAAGAACAAUGAACCUGCAGCCGCCAAUCCAAGUCAGCCGAUUCAAAAUGCCAGCCAAGGUUCGGGAAAUCAAGGAGGCCAGGGAAACCAAGGAGGACAGGGCAACCAAGGCGGACAGGGCUUCAGAGGUCGCGGUCAGAACCAGCCGAACCAGAAUACUGGCCAGGGAAAUCAAGGAGGCCAGGGCGAUCAAGGAGGUCCGGGUCCCGGCAAUCAGGGAGGCCAAGGUAACCAAGGAGGUCCCGGAAAUCAAGGUGGGCAAGGCUUCAGAGGACGUGGUGGCGGCCAGAACCAGCCGAACCAGAAUGCUAGCCAGGUAAAUCAAGGCGAUCAAGGAGGACCAGGCAAUCAGGGAGGACAGGGCUUCAGAGGACGCGGCGGUGCCCAGAACCAAAAUGCUAACCAGGGACAAGGACAAGGCCAAGGAAAUCAAAGAGACCAAGGAGGACUGGGCAACCAAGGAGGCCUAGGCAAUCAAGGAAACCAAGGAGGGCAAGGCUUUAGAGGACGCGGCGGUGGUGCAGGCGGAGGCCACAACCAAACUGGCGGCGGCGGUGGAGGAGGAGGAGGUGGUGGUGGUCAGCAGCAACGUGGCAACCGCGGCAACCGCCCUGGAGGACAAGGAGGCAUGAACAAUACCAUGAUGGGCGGCGGCGGUGGAGGGCAACGCGGCGGCGAAGACUUCUUCAUUGCCCAACGCCUCCGCAGCAUUGGUGGGCCCACCCAUGAACUGCAGCCCGUUGAGGUGCCCACCGAGACCAAGUUUUCUGGCCGCAACCGUCUGUACGUGGGCAACCUGACUGGGGACAUCACCGACGAUGAGCUGCGCGAAAUGUUCAAGCCGUACGGCGAGAUCGGGGAGAUCUUCUCGAACCUGGAGAAGAACUUUACAUUCCUGAAGGUCGACUACCAUCCUAAUGCCGAAAAGGCCAAGCGCGCCUUAGAUGGCUCGAUGCGCAAGGGACGCCAGUUGCGCGUCCGCUUUGCUCCGAAUGCCACCAUUCUGCGCGUGAGCAAUCUCAACCAGUUCGUGUCCAACGAGCUGCUGUACCAGUCCUUCGAGAUCUUCGGACCCAUCGAGCGGGCCAGCAUUGUCGUGGACGACCGCGGCAAGCAUACCGGCGAGGGCGUAGUGGAGUUCGCCAAGAAGUCCUCUGCCAGCGCCUGCUUGCGCCUUUGCAAUGAAAAAUGCUUUUUCCUGACUUCUUCGUUGCGUCCGUGCCUGGUGGAGCCGAUGGAGGUGAACGACGACAAUGACGGCCUGCCGGAGAAGGCGUUAAACAAGAAAAUGCCGGACUUCUGCCAGGAGCGCAGCAUCGGGCCGCGAUUCGCCGACAUUAAUUCUUUCGAGCACGAGUAUGGAUCGCGCUGGAAGCAGUUGCACGGCCUGUUCAAGAGCAAACAGGACGCCCUCAAGCGUGAGCUGAAAAUGGAGGAGGACAAGCUGGAGGCCCAGAUGGAGUAUGCUCGCUAUGAACAGGAAACCGAACUGUUGCGUCAGGAGUUGAGGAAGCGUGAGGUGGACAACGAGCGCAAGAAAAUGGAGUGGGAGAUGCGCGAGAAGCAGGCCGAGGAGAUGCGCAAGCGCGACGAGGAGACUAUGCGACGGCACCAGGGCGAGAUCCAGAACCACAUGAUUCGCCAGGAGGAGGAGAUGCUUAGGCAGGCACAGCACCUCAACUCGCAGCUCAACUCGCUGAUCGAUCAGCAAGAGGGAUUCGGAGGCGGCAGCAACUCCGGCUUUGACAAUUUCGGGCCAGACUCACCAUUUGAAGUUUUUAGAAACAAUAACAGCAACAAUUCCACAAUGGUUGGAAACAAUUCUGGACCUGGAGGACAGGAUAAGCUGGACGCCUUCGAAUUCGGAGCAGGCGGAAAUCAACGCGGCAAUAAUGCCGGCGGAAAUAAUGCCCCAUGGGGACGCCGACGCUUUUAGACCCUAAAGACACUAUACGUAAUGAUAAAUCAUAACGUAAUCUUAUUGGUUACGCUCCACAUUUGACUUUUUGCUCGGUUUCGAGUAAACAACAUGAAAUAAUACAAAGGGAUCGUGUGAGCGAUCCAUCCACAUUUAUAAUAUCAUUUGAAUUAAUAUUUUAAAAUAUGUAUUCGCCUAUCGGUCUCAACAAGAAAUCCACCAUGAAGUAAAAAUAAGGAACGGACAAAAACCUUAAGAAAUAAACAAUCCAAACGCAAAAUGGCAUGCUAACAUAUUGUGCAGUAUUGCAAAGAAAAACAAAAUUUCCAAUCAUCUUUUAACCAUUACCUACAUCAAUUUAAUCAUAACGAUAAUUUUAGAUAUAUGUAGUAACUAUCUCCAGUAACAUGAUUACUUUUUGUCUAUCAUUCAAAUUAAAUAUAUGAAGAUAUGACUGAAA
This is a messenger RNA of Drosophila rhopaloa, 2817 nucleotides long. Its product is annotated as protein no-on-transient A. The record is from RefSeq and is a predicted model, not a curated record. Gene Ontology annotation, biological process: regulation of DNA-templated transcription. The transcript has a single exon. Gene Ontology annotation, cellular component: nucleus. Bases 90 to 2375 code for a protein of 761 amino acids. Gene Ontology annotation, molecular function: RNA binding. Lineage: Eukaryota; Metazoa; Arthropoda; Insecta; Diptera; Drosophilidae.